Messenger RNA from Myxocyprinus asiaticus (Chinese sucker), 5793 nucleotides. RefSeq names its product oxysterol-binding protein-related protein 3-like. The coding region runs from base 320 to 2758 and encodes 812 amino acids. Gene Ontology annotation, cellular component: intracellular membrane-bounded organelle; perinuclear endoplasmic reticulum; cytosol. Gene Ontology annotation, molecular function: cholesterol binding. The transcript is spliced from 22 exons. Lineage: Eukaryota; Metazoa; Chordata; Actinopteri; Cypriniformes; Catostomidae. The record is from RefSeq and is a predicted model, not a curated record.
AACUCAAAACACUACACGAGAGAAUACGAGUUUGAAGCUGUAAACUAAAACCUGUAUCUACUACUUUCCGCUUCACUCUCGGAUUACAGCGACGGUUGUAAUCAUGGAUACUUCGGUCUAGGUAACCUUCCUCGAAGCGAAGUUACCGAAUAUCAGUCCUCGGCAGGUAGAGGAAGAGGGACGGUGAGCCCGGUGACAGGUACAAAGUGUAAAUGUGCUGAAAAGGCGUUUUAAUAAGUAGACCAUCAGUGACACGACGACAGACCAGACUCGCCACGCUGUCACUCUGAACUUGGCGACUGUGUAAGUUAAUGUCAAGAUGAGUUCAGAAGAGCAAAAUGGAGUGGUGUCUCCAAAGAUGACAUCACCCAUGUCCACCUCACCAACCAUGACAUCAUUCCCUCAAAGGAAAGAGAGUAACUCCUCAGGUGAAGACAACAGACAGGACAACUGGGAGUUGGUUGAGGACUUACGGGCCUUGACAGGAAAUAUUCAGAAGCAGGAGGGCUUGCUGUUGAAAAAGAGGAAGUGGCCAAUGAAAGGCUGGCAUAAAAGAUAUUUCGUGCUUGAAAGGGGUAUCCUUACUUAUGCCAAAACAGGGACUGAUUUGAAAAAGGGGAGGUUACGAGGUCGCAUUGAUGUUGGUCUCUCUGUCAUGGCCAUGAAGAAAAAGUCAAUGUGCAUUGACUUGGACACAGAGGAGAGUAUCUAUCACCUCAAGGUGAAAUCUCAAGAUCUGUUUGAACAGUGGGUAACGCAGCUUCGUCAUCAUCGAACGUUCCGUCAGAACGAGAUCGCAAUGGAGCCACACGAGCAACAGCUGCAAUCUGAUCACACCUCCAUCACAAGACGCUCCAUUGUCUUCAAGCAGCCUUCAGCCCUACUAAGGAACAGCUGGCGCCAAAACUCAAAAGACAUGGAGAAGUGCAGUAAAGAUCUGACAGAGUGCGAGUCCUCCUUGCUGGAAUUAAAUCUGCUGCUAAAAAAUAUGGAAGUUCUGCACAGAGCGUUCUCAGCACCUGCCAUCAACUCACUACAGACCGAAGGCUCCAAAAAAGAGAAUCGAGGACACCGAAAAUGGCGAUCCAAGAAACAUAACAAGGAUUCUAAGAUCACGAUGCAGAUUCCUGACACUUCAUCUUCUCGCCUGCAUGUGUCACAUCCAAACCUGGUGUAUUCAGAGCCAGUUUCUCCAGAGCUGUGCCUGGAAAGUCCAGACUCACCCACAGAAGCCUCGCGAAUGCAGGAGGAGUUCUGUAGGCUUGCUGGCACUGUUAAUUCCACUCUUCGGUCAGCGUACACAUCUCUUUUGGCAGAGAGAGACCGAGUCAGAAAUACAUUGGAAAGUAUCAGUGAGAAGGAUGUCUUUGAUGGGCCACGGCCACUACUACAGCAAGUGUCCAGUGAGAGUCGAGGGUCAAUCCCAGAGUCCCUUCAAUCCUCAGAGUUCUUCGAUGCUAAAGAGUAUCUGCUGUCUGGCAGCUCGUCUGAGAAUGAGGUGUCGGAUGAUGACUCGUACAUCAGUGAUGUCAGUGACAGCACAUCAGUGGAGUUUUGCAGAAAUGAGACUGGCAGCGUGCACAAGAUAUUAGGCAACAGCAAUGGUAACGAGAGUACUGUGACACGGCGAGAACGGUUGCCGAGUUCACGUAUGAACGAGACUGUGAAUCUGUGGAGUAUUCUGCGCAGUAACAUUGGUAAAGACCUAUCGAAAGUGGCCAUGCCUGUCCAACUCAAUGAGCCAAUCAACACCCUGCAGAGACUAUGUGAGGAAAAUGAAUACUGCCACCUGCUGGACACUGCUGCAAACACACCUGACCCACACAUGCGCAUGGUGUAUAUAGCAGCAUUUGCUGUGUCUGCAUAUGCAUGUUCGUUCACUAGAGCUGGAGGAAAACCCUUUAACCCUAUACUAGGAGAAACAUACGAGUGUGUCCGACCAGAUAAAGGCUUCCGCUUCAUUUCUGAACAGGUCAGUCACCACCCACCUGUGUCUGCUUGUCAUUGCGAGUCCAAGAACUUCACCCUUUGGCAAGAUAUGCGAUGGAAGAAUAAGUUUUGGGGGAAAUCUAUGGAGAUUGUUCCCAUGGGAAUCACCCACUUAGAGUUGCCAGGUUUUGGGGAUCAUUAUGAAUGGAGUAAGGUCACUUCCUGCAUUCAUAACAUUCUGAGUGGCCAGCGCUGGAUAGAGCACUAUGGGGAAAUGUCAGUCAAGCACACUACCACCAAGGGAGAUGUCAGUCAUUGCAAAGUCAAUUUCUUUAAGUCAAGAUCUGGAGGUGUCAGUGCUAAUGAGGUGGAGGGUGUGGUCACAGACUCAAAAGGGCGUGUCAUUCACUCACUGUUUGGCAAAUGGAAUGAGGCCUUGUACUUGGGGAAACCGCCCUCAGCCACCUGCAUUUGGAGAGCAAAUCCCAUGCCUGAGGACUAUGAGGAGUACUAUGGGUUCACCCAGUUUGCAAUUGAGUUGAAUGAAUUGGAGGAGAGUCUUAGACUCAUCUUACCCCCAACGGACACACGCUUUAGACCAGACCAAAGAUUACUGGAAGAGGGUGAUAUUGCUGGAGCUGAAGAACAUAAAGAAAGGAUUGAAGUGCUUCAAAGAGAGAGGAGAAGAGUCCUACAAGAAAACAACAUGACACACUCGCCGCGAUUCUUCAAGCGUUCUGAAGACGACUCAUGGGUGAGCAAUGGUACAUACUGGGAGCUCAGGAAGGACCCUGGAUUCAGCAAACUGAAUUUCACAAUGCUUUGGUGACCACCAAUGGAUUUGUUUCAUUGGCUUUUAAGUUUCUGCUCUGGCUGUAUGGAACCCUGCUAUUUUGUUAUACAAAAUCCUUAAAUCCCAAUUCGCAAUAUAGACUUUUAAUGCCCGACGGUGCCAUGGUCCUCUUGAUAAACAUAUUUAUACCUUACUUAGCAAACUGCCUUGCUGCUGUCAAGAUUUAAAUGCACUGAUAAAUGACUCUUGUCAUUUAGUGCCUGGCUAUAUUUAGUUUAUACAGUUGUGCUCAAAAGUUUGCAUACCCUGGCAAAAACAAAUAUAUUUUGGCAUUGAUUUUAAAAAUAUGACUGAUCAUGCAAAAAACUGUCUUUUAUUUAAGGAUAGUGAUCAUAUGAAGCCAUUUAUUAUCACAUAGUUGUUUGGCUCCUUUUUAAAUCAUAAUGAUAACAGAAAUCACCCAAAUGGCCCUGAUCAAAAGUUUACAUACCCUUGAAUGUUUGGCCUUGUUACAGACACACAAGGUGACACACACAGGUUUAAAUGGCAAUUAAAGGUUAAUUUCCCACACCUGUGGCUUUUUAAAUUGCAAUUAGUGCCUGUGUAUAAAUAGUCAAUGAGUUUGUUAGCUCUCACGUGGAUGCACUGAGCAGGCUAGAUACUGAGCCAUGGGAAGCAGAAAAGAACUGUCAAAAGACCUGCGUAACAAGGUAAUGGAACUUUAUAAAGAUGGAAAAGGAUAUAAAAAGAUAUCCAAAGCCUUGAAAAUGCCAGAAGAUAUCAGUACUUUUCAAUCACUUAUUAAGAAGUGGAAAAUUUGGGGAUCUCUUGAUACCAAGCCAAGGUCAGGUAGACCAAGAAAGAUUUCAGCCACAACUGCCAGAAGAAUUGUUCGGGAUACAAAAAAACCCACAGGUAACCUCAGGAGAAAUACGGGCUGCUCUGGAAAAAGACGGUGUGGUUGUUUCAAGGAGCACAAUACGACGAUACUUGAACAAAAAUGAGCUGCAUGGUCGAGUUGCAAGAAAGAAGCCUUUACUGCGCCAAUGCCACAAAAAAGCCCGGUUACAAUAUGGCUGACAGCACCUUGACACGCCUCACAGCUUAUGGCACACUGUAAUUUGGAGUGACGAGACCAAAAUAGAGCUUUAUGGUCACAACCGUAAGUGCUAUGUUUGGAGAGGGGUCAACAAGGCCUAUAGUGAAAAGACCACUGUGAAGCAUGGUGGUGGCUCACUGAUGUUUUGGGGGUGUGUGAGCUCUAAAGGCACAGCGAAUCUUGUGAAUAUUGAUGGCAAGAUGAAUGCAGCAUGUUAUCAGAAAAUACUGGCAGACAAUUUGCAUUCUUCUGCACGAAAGCGGCGCAUGGGACACUCUUGGACUUUCCAGCACGACAAUGACCCUAAGCUUAAGGCCAAGUUGACCCUCCAGUGGUUACAGCAGAAAAAGGUGAAGGUUCUGGAGUGGCCAUCACAGUCUUCUGACCUUAAUAUCAUCAAGUCACUCUGGGGAGAUCUCAAAUGUGUGGUUCAUGCAAGACCACCAAAGACUUUGCAUGACCUGGAGGCAUUUUGCCAAGACGAAUGGGCAGCUAUACCACCUGCAAGAAUUUAGGGCCUCAUAGACAGCUAUUACAAAAGACUGCAUGCUGUCAUUGAUGCUAAAGGGGGCAAUACACAGUAUUAAGAACUAAGGGUAUGCAGACUUUUGAACAGGGGUCAUUUCAUUUUUUUCUUUGUUGCCAUGUUUUGUUUUAUGAUUGUGCCAUUCUGUUAUAACCUACAGUUGAAUAUGAAUCCCAUAAGAAAUAAAAUAAAUGUGUUUUGCCUGCUCACUCAUGUUUUCUUUAAAAAUGGUACAUAUAUUACUAAUUCUCCAAGGGUAUGCAAACUUUUGAGCACAACUGUAUAUAUUCAAUAAGCAAAGUAUGAAAAAUCAAUUUAAUCAUUUAAAUCAAUGAAUUAAUAUUAAGACUAAAAUGCAGUGGUGUAAACUUUAAGAACAAACACUUAAUUGAUAGCUCCAGAGGGUUAAUCUCAUGAAACUUGUCAAUAAUAUGUCAUAUUUCACCCCAAAAUAAAUAAUUUGUUUAAAGAAAAUCAAGCCUAUUUUUAGGACCAAGAAAAACCUCAUUCUCAUUACUGUAAUGUAAAACAUUAAUGGAUGUUUUUUCAUUUUUUUUUUUUCAUUUUUUUUUUUUUAGUUAAAUUAUUUAUACAGAAAGUUUAUGUUUAAGAAGUUUAUGCUUAUGUUUAAGAAGAGUAUAUUGCCAUUAAUUAUGCUAUGCUGAUUCAUAUAAAAAAAUCAUAUAUCCAAAACAACUUUUUCAUCAUAAUAAUUUAGAUAUUUAAUUAUUAUGAUCCCAAAAAUCUUAAUGGCCCUAAAAAUAGACUAAAUGUUCUUAAAAAAAAUUAUUUUUAUUUUGGGGCGAAAUAUGACCUAAACUGAAUGUUUUUGUGAGAUUCACUUCAAAAGAGCUUUUACUCUAUUAAAAGUUUGAAAGCUACACUUAGAAAUACUGAGUGACUCAAACUAUCCACUUCGAUAUUAUCAGGGUAUAAUUUAGAAAUAAAGAUUAAUCUGUACAUUUUCUUGCACAUUCUGCUCUGAUGAUUAUGUAAUCUUCAUUGAAAGGACAUUAUGUAAAAUAUAUGUUAAAAAGAAAUAUUGUUUAAAUUCAUUUUUUGAUUGUAUACUCAAUAUUAAUCUUGUGUUGUGUACAUGCCUGGGCUACUUUUUUGUGUUUAUGUAUGAAACUGAGAGAGCAAUAGUCUAUAUGUGCUCAUGUGGUAUGCCUGUUACACUUGAUAACUGUUGUCCUGUUUCUGUGAGGUGUGGGUGUGGGUGUGGUGUUUUAGAUGUGAUAAACAACUUUUUUAUUCUUUAGGCCAUGACAUACUUACAAAGACUUUAAACAGAUCUGGAACUGCUUUCAGAGGUUUAGGAAUGGAUUGCAUAAGUGUAUGACAACUGACCACAUGUUUGCUUUGUGCAGUAAAUGCAAUGAGCAUCCAAGGAGCUUUCCCUGUUUUAAUUAAAGUGAUGCUUGUGGAUAUUCUCCUAUUGCUUAA